Gastrolobium bilobum is the source of this 2573-nucleotide messenger RNA. Its product is annotated as bifunctional riboflavin biosynthesis protein RIBA 1, chloroplastic-like. Lineage: Eukaryota; Viridiplantae; Streptophyta; Magnoliopsida; Fabales; Fabaceae. The transcript is spliced from 6 exons. The coding region runs from base 488 to 2179 and encodes 563 amino acids. Gene Ontology annotation, molecular function: 3,4-dihydroxy-2-butanone-4-phosphate synthase activity; GTP cyclohydrolase II activity. Gene Ontology annotation, cellular component: chloroplast. The record is from RefSeq and is a predicted model, not a curated record. Gene Ontology annotation, biological process: riboflavin biosynthetic process.
GUUCAGUUUAACUGGACUAGUCAACUUCAACAUGGGAUAAUUUGAUGCUUGAAGCUAACUCAACUGCAUAUCACUUAAAGCAAAUUAGCAUUACUACAAUUUUCAUUUCUGAUUGACGGCAUUUUCUUAAUUAUUGAACAUGUUUAUCUUGUUUCUGGGCUUGCUGACGAGCGUUUUGUGAACAAAGCUCUACAUUUUUUCAAGCAAUUGAUCAUAUAAUUGGAUUCAAGCAUGUUAUUAUAUUUUUAUUGAGCUUUUCCUACCUCUGUCAAAUUGUAGACCACCACUUUGUUCAUGUAACAUGCUCUGCCUCAUUACAGUAAAUAUGUUUAGCUUUAUGUCGUGCUAAGCUAUAUGUAAACUCUCCCUCCCCAUUUCAACUUGCUGAGGAUUUUCGCUGAAUUAAUAGCUGCACAUUGUGUCCGUCUGUGAUAAUAACUUUUGAUAUUCCAGGAUUUUUUGUUGUUGUUGUUGUGCUUAUGUUUGGAUGUCACAAUUACUAGAAGUACGUUUGAUCUGCUCUUCUGUUCAAUGUAGGACAUGCAAACAUUUCAAAUUGGUCAAUGGACUGCACAGCAUAAAUUCAUCUAUCAUAAAUGGACAUGUCGCGAAUUUUCCAUUUGUCCAACUGAACUCUAAAUUCCUCUUAAGUCGCAAAGCUGUUAGUAGAAUCAAUGCUACAUUGACAUCUGGAGGAGGAGACCUAUAUGCUUAUCCAAACAGGUCUGAUGUUGUGAAAAAUGAAGAUCUAGUUGGUGUUGAAUCUGUUGGAACUGAGGUACAACCUGAUGCAAUAGCAGUAAUUCAAGCACUGGGAGCAUACACAGAGCUAACAAGUAAUGGUUUUUCUGAUGAGAAUGAUGAAUUUCAUUUCGACAGUCCAACAGAAGGUUUUGCUUCCAUACCAGAGGCCAUUGAAGACAUUCGGAAUGGAAAGAUGGUAGUGGUUGUAGAUGAUGAGGACAGAGAAAAUGAAGGAGACUUAAUAAUGGCAGCACAGUUGGCUACACCUGAGGCCAUGGCUUUUAUUGUGAAGCAUGGAACUGGGAUAGUUUGUGUAAGCAUGAAAGAGGAAGAUCUGGAGAGAUUGGAACUUCCUUUGAUGGUAAACAGUCGGGAUAAUGAUGAGAAACUCCGUACAGCAUUCACUGUGACAGUGGAUGCUAAACAUGGUACUACCACAGGGGUUUCAGCUCAUGAUAGGGCAACAACAGUCUUGGCCCUUGCAUCAAAAGAUUCAAAACCAAGUGAUUUCAACCGCCCAGGCCAUAUUUUCCCCCUAAAAUACAGGGAAGGUGGUGUCUUGAAGAGAGCUGGACAUACAGAAGCUUCAGUUGAUAUUGCCAUACUUGCUGGUUUGGAUCCUGUGGCAGUUCUGUGUGAGAUUGUGGACGAUGAUGGUUCCAUGGCUAGAUUACCUAAGCUUCGCCAGUUUGCAGAACGUGAAAAUUUGAAAAUUGUAUCCAUUGCUGACUUAAUAAGGUAUAGAAGGAAGAGAGAUAAACUAGUAGAACGUGCUGGUGCUUCCCUAAUACCAACAAUGUGGGGGCCAUUCACAGCUAAUUGUUAUAGGUCACUUUUAGACGGGAUUGAGCAUAUUGCAAUGGUUAAGGGUGACAUUGGAGAUGGAAUAGAUGUUCUGGUGAGGGUACACUCAGAGUGUCUUACAGGAGACGUAUUUGGUUCUGCCAGAUGUGACUGUGGAAAUCAGCUUGCUCUUGCAAUGCAACAGAUUGAGGCUGCUGGUAGAGGCAUAUUGGUAUAUCUUCGGGGACAUGAAGGAAGGGGCAUUGGAUUGGGCCACAAGCUUCGUGCUUAUAACCUACAGGAUGCUGGACGGGAUACCGUAGAAGCCAAUGAGGAGUUGGGAUUACCUGUUGACUCUAGGGAGUACGGAAUUGGUGCACAGAUAUUGAGGGACUUGGGUGUUCGUUCUAUGAAGCUGAUGACAAACAAUCCAGCAAAAUAUGUUGGGCUCAAAGGUUAUGGCUUGACAAUUUCGGGUAGGAUCCCAUUGUUAUCACUUAUCACAAAGGAGAACAAGAGAUACUUGGAGACCAAACGUGUGAAAAUGGGCCACAUCUAUGGCUUGGAAUUUGACAGCAAAUUGAACUAUAGUGACAGGGGUAAUGGUAAAGCCAGUAGUGUUGGUGAUUCUAAUGCUGCUCCUGGCUUAUAAAUCUGCUUUUUUUUUUUUUUUUCUAAACUUUAUGUUGCACACUGCAGAAGAGGAAGGGCAGUGUAGAUUUCCAUACUGCAAAUUGAUAUUAGAAGAAAAAGGAUCAUGAUUCUACUUGUGAUUUAAUUUUUCUAAUUCAUUUGCCUGAUUUUUCUUCUGGCAGCCUUUAUAAAUUUGGUUUCCUCAGACAUUCUUCACUAUGAAACUUUAUCUAGUGCCAUGUAAUGUUAUAUUAGAUGAGGGUAUUGCCUAGACAAAAUUAAGGUUGACUUUUCUUGCUUUAUUUUGUGGUUUUUGUAGAGGCCUAGUGGUUCUUUAUACUUAUAUAAAGGUGCUUCUGUAUAAGAAUGGGUGCUCUUGUAGAGGUUCAUUAUGUAAAGGUACCUUUUUUUCA